AACUAACACUCCAUAGCAUGCUCUGAAAGGACUUUCAGUAAUCUGCUUGGUAGACUUAACAAAAUCAGCUCUCGGAUAAUAUGUGCAUUCCCUGUAAUCAUUUUUUGUUUGUUUUUUAUGUCAAUGUUGACAAGAAGUUUUUGCAGCUGCUUCAACAAGAGGAGGUCCUCAUGGCAGAUUCCUGCGUCCCGCUGUGCACACUCACACACUACAUACAGAGCACAAUGGCACAUGGCUUUCCUGUCUAAAAGGCUUUAAUUACUUGUGUUGAUGAAUCUGGGGAAGACUGCUGGCUUUGUUUCUUGCCUGAGCUGGAUGGUCAGUUUCCAGGGUUACUCUGCAUGGAAGGAGGUGCAAAAACAAGUGGCGUAGCGCAAAUGAGAAAGGUAUACUGGUCUUACUAGCUGACUGAUCUGAGAGAUGGGGGUCUCUAAAAGAGCGCCCGCGACUGAUGAUAUGUCCGAAGAAGGUAGCAAAAAAAACAUGAAAGAUGAUGCAGUUCAUCUCAGGAGGAGGAUAGGGCUGCUGCCAUCCAUUUCCUUCAUCAUUGGCACUGUGGUGGGCAGCGGCAUCUUCAUCGCCCCCAAAGGCGUAUUGAUGAAUUCGGGCAGUGUGGGAUUGUCCCUGCUGGUCUGGGCUCUGUGUGGCAUCCUCUCCACUUUUGGUGCUCUGUGCUAUGCUGAGCUGGGCACAACCUUUACUAAAUCAGGGGGCCAUUACACCUACCUGUUGGAGACUCUGGGGCCCCUGCCUGCAUUCCUGCGACUGUGGACUGAGUUCAUAUUCAUCAGACCUGCAGUGGCUUCCUAUGUGUCCCUGGCUUUUGGCCGUUAUGUAGUGGAGCCGUUUUUCUUGCCGUGUGCUGCUCCGACAGCUCUGGUCAAACUCGUCAGCAUUCUUGGAGUCACGUUUGUGGUGGCAGUGAACUGCUGGAGUGUGUCUUUGGCAGCUCGUACGCAGAUCUCGUUGACCUUCAUCAAGAUGUUUGCUCUGAUUCUGAUCAUCAUCCCGGGGAUCAUGGCUCUGGCCAAUGGGAAAACUGAAAAUUUCCAGAAUGCCUUUGACUCUGAUUCAUUAUCUCUGACCAAACUUCCUUUGGCCUUUUAUUCAGGUCUUUAUGCAUACGGCGGAUGGUUUUAUUUAAAUUUCAUAACCGAAGAGGUAAUUAACCCCAACAGAACCAUUCCAUUGGCCAUCAUUUUCUCCAUGGUUACAGUUACCGUGUGUUACGUUCUGGUCAAUGUGGCUUACUAUACAAUGAUGACCGCAGAUGAGUUACUGAUAUCAGAUGCCGUGGCUGUGACGUUUGCAGGUCGGGCUCUGCAGGGUAUAGCUCCAGCUAUACCCAUAUUAGUUGCUCUUUCCUGCCUUGGAGCUCUUAAUGGAGGCUUUUUUGGUUCACCCAGGAUGUUGUUCGUGGGAGCCAGAGAGGGUCACUUUCCACUGAUAUUCUCCAUGAUCCAUAUUCGCAGACAAACACCGCUGCCAGCCGUGCUUUUUCUGUAUCCUCUGGUCAUCAUCAUGUUGGCAAGAGGUGAGAUCUUUCAACUGAUCAACUUUGCGUCAUUCUCCCGUUGGCUCUUCAUUGCCAUGGCGACCUUGGGAAUGAUCAUCCACCGCUACAGAUUUCCAGAACAUCCCAGACCGUUCAAGGUCCCUCUAGCAGUUGCGGUGGUCUUUACCAUAGUGUGUUUCUUCAUUGUGGGCCUGUCCUUGUAUUCGGACCCUUGGAACACGGGGGGUAGCUGUGCCCUCACCAUCUCAGGAAUACCUGUGUAUUACCUGACAGUCAAGAAGUCAUACAUACCUGAACGCUGGAAAAAAUCUUUCAAUUAUUUGAGUCAACAAAUGCAGAUUCUUCUGGAAGUGGCUCAGCAGGAAGUUCAGACCUACUGAUGGAGCAUCACCAAACUCAGCUAAAUUCAUGUGCUGAGUGUUGGGAUUGGCGUCAAAGUUUUACAUUUUUGUGGUGCUUGCUUGCUAUAACUAUUGCUCAUUUGAACAAACCCCUAACCACCCUACACACUUAAAGACAAAGGUUUCAAUAAGGGGUUUUGACAGUGAUGCCACAGAAGAACCAUUUGUUCCCCAAAGAACCUUACAGUGAUAAGAUCUUAAGGGGUUAAAACGUUUUGGGUGAACUAACGUUAACCCUUUAAAACAACCAUUAUUUUCUUAGGUUGAAUAUUUUAAUAAUCAGAAGAAUCUUUUUACUACUAGGCCUAUAACCAUUUAUGCCAAUAAAUAACCUUUUAUUUUUUGCAUUGAGUGUAGCGACUGCACAACAACAUCCUGGCACCCUAUCAAUUCUGCCAAUCAACACUCACAUUUUCUUGAGUAAAAUUCUAGUUUUUAUUUAAAUCAAAGACAGGAAUUAAAAGUGCCCUUGAUUGAUUGAUUUCUAAUUUCCAUUUUUUUUAAGUCUCCCUAUAAUCUGAAGAAAUAAAUACAAUAGGAAGAGAAACCAAAUUGUAUACUUUGUUGGAAAUGACGAUUGUAGCUUCUGGUCAUAGCAUGUUUUCAUAGCUCAGAGAAAUGCCAGGUAGACAACUUCAAUACGAUCUUCACAAGAAUCACAAAACACAUCCUAUUGAUCCUCCGUUUUUUUUCAAUGGCAGAGGGUGUGAAUAUCAUCCGUUUUUUUUUUUUCAAUGGCAGAGGGUGUAAUUGGGACAUCUUUUCAUGUUACCAAAAGGUUGACUGUUGAGAAAUGAAAGUUGAUUAAUAAAUAGUUUUGAAAUCUUACAAAAGCCAAGUAUCAAGGCACUUGGUAAUGACAGUGACAGAUUUUCAAAUGUCUGUGCUUGAAUGUACUUUUAUAUUUUUAGGAUUUUGUAUUUAACUUCUAAUGAUAAUGUGUUCUGACAUUUUAACACCAUCAAUCUGUCAACCGUGCAGUUUUUAUAUUUUUUAUGACAUCUUGCAUUUUUGUUGUUGCUGUUUUUACAUUGGAAGAAUACAAUAUAAUGUGACAUGAAUUAACAGCAACAUUGGUAGUCUUCUAAGCAUAAGAACUCUGCAUGCUUACUAAUCACUCUCUAUACAUGGAAAUGAACAUUAAAAGCUUUGGAAUGCA
Molecule: messenger RNA, 3076 nt
Organism: Pimephales promelas (fathead minnow)
Lineage: Eukaryota; Metazoa; Chordata; Actinopteri; Cypriniformes; Leuciscidae
Product: cystine/glutamate transporter
Biological process (GO): amino acid transmembrane transport
Cellular component (GO): membrane
Molecular function (GO): L-amino acid transmembrane transporter activity
Source: RefSeq, a predicted model, not a curated record